Triticum aestivum (bread wheat) is the source of this 1231-nucleotide messenger RNA. RefSeq names its product nuclear pore complex-interacting protein family member B13-like. The transcript is spliced from 2 exons. NCBI's taxonomy places the organism in Eukaryota, Viridiplantae, Streptophyta, Magnoliopsida, Poales, Poaceae. The record is from RefSeq and is a predicted model, not a curated record. The annotation marks the transcript as partial.
AAUAUUAUUCUGUUACCCUCGCGCCCUAUAGAGGUCUGUCCAAAGCCCACCGCAACCUCUUGCAUCUGGUCAACCCCACGACCUUGUCUCCUUCCCGAGCGCCCACCACUUCCACCCUCCCGUGCGCCGCCAGCCGCCACUUCCCUCCCCCGCGCGGCCGGAUGCCGGCUCCCUCCCCUACGCUGCUGGAAGCCGCCUCCCUUCCCUGCGCCGCCGGACGACGCCUCCCUCCCUCGCCCCGCUGGACGCCAGCGCCACCACGACCACCCUCCUCCAUGCACCGUCGCCACAGCCGUCUCCCCAGCACGCCGCCGCUACACGCCCCUCCCCCAGCGUGUCGCCGCCACGACCUCCCUCCUCAGCGCGCACCAUCCGGCCCUCUUCCCCAGUGUCGACCAAAUCACCUCCCUCCACAUCAACCGUUGUCGACGGAGCUCGCCCCCAUCCUCCUUCUCGAGCGGAACCACGGCCUCGCCUUGCUCGCAUCUGCCAGCAGUCCUACUUCUCCAUGACGAUGAGGAUAACAUGGUCGUGCGUGUUCAGUCAUGCCGUGCCCGCCCUCCUUUCUGUCUACUUCUGAGGCGAGGAGCAGUAGCUGCUGGCGGCACUAUCGCACCCCUUCUGUUCCUUUCUCAGGUAUUCUUGCAGCAAAACAAAAAUGCUGUUCAAGUGGUCUCCUGCUCCAGUUCUCUAGUUGGAUAGAUUGAUGGUUCAAUUUGUCCACGCCCGUGCACCCCGAGCUAAUGCCAUCUUCAGCAAACUCUUCCACCAAGCAUGUAAGGUGUUUCCAUGGAUGGUAUCUUUCCUACUCUCUUGUUCAAUUAUUGUUCUAGUUAGCUCCUUUCCACAACAUGUGUUUGUGAUUAUGGCAGCAAGAAAGGAUGUGUGGUAGCACGCCCCACAGAAUCUUGGUUAAUCCUGCUAUUGCAAACUUUGCUGCUUUGGUCGAUAUUUGCUAGCUUGAAGUAAUAUAUGUUUUAGUGGAAGUUGUAUUUUUGUAUGUUGUAUGGCUUGCUGACCUGUCCAGCUCUUAUGUGAGAACUGAUACUUGAGACUUAGUGAACCAUACAAAUAUUCAACAUGGAUAAAAAGUUUAGGUAGUGGAUAGUGUGGUGUUAGUAAGGAGCAGGAGAAGAACACUUGGGCAUCGUUGUGGUUAGCAUGAUUCUGUUAAAAUCUAUUGUGUGAUUGUGUCUUAAGAUCAUGCAUACAUUUUUUGUUAAAGCUAUUU